AUGCCGUCACAAUUCAUCAUCUAUGAAGAUGAAUCGUUUUUCUCCUCCGCCUAUGCAUGUGGCUGCCGCGGCCAGCUCCGACGUCGCUGUAGCCAUUUCCGCUGCAAGCCUCACCGGCGAAAACAACUGAUGUCGCUGAUUUCACCAUCACCGAAUCAGUCUCGAGCUUCUCCGUCAAUCAAUUUUAGAGCAAGCCAAGAGAAUCGUCGACUAUUCUCAAAACUCUCCACCUCCGAUGACAUUUCUGCUCAUUCACCAGCUUCACCGCCGGCAAUUCUUCUCUGCAACCACAACUUGAUGAUUGUGAUUCAUCACCAUUAUGCUCUGCAAUCAUCUCAACCGCUUGAUGCUCAUCAUCACAAAUCCAGCUUAGACCAGCUAAUUUCAUCAGCUUCACCGCCAAAUACUUCUCCAAUCAUCUUCACCAAUGACAUAUGA
Molecule: messenger RNA, 438 nt
Organism: Microthlaspi erraticum
Lineage: Eukaryota; Viridiplantae; Streptophyta; Magnoliopsida; Brassicales; Brassicaceae
Source: the annotation of a GenBank genome assembly